Messenger RNA from Ictalurus furcatus (blue catfish), 5986 nucleotides. RefSeq lists its product as uncharacterized. The coding region runs from base 1 to 759 and encodes 252 amino acids. The transcript has 5 exons. NCBI's taxonomy places the organism in Eukaryota, Metazoa, Chordata, Actinopteri, Siluriformes, Ictaluridae. Gene Ontology annotation, biological process: cellular response to gamma radiation; intrinsic apoptotic signaling pathway in response to DNA damage by p53 class mediator. The record is from RefSeq and is a predicted model, not a curated record.
AUGACGAGGCAGAAGUAUCUAGCACUCGUUGCAGAAACAUGGUUAGAAAGAGAAAACUGCGGCCGGCGGUGUAGAGAAGGUGCGCCAAAAAAAGAAAAGAAAACGUCUUUGCUGUCUGACGCCGCAAAGUGUGCUGAAAUAACGGAUUUAUUUAAGCAUUGCGCAGGUGGUGAUGAGGACAGUGGCAAAGAGGCAGAAACAUCAAAGUGGAGUGAGCAGGAAGCAGAAACAGCCUCGCUCUUGUGGCAAAGUGCACACUCUGCAGUUAAGAGCCUGGGUGAUGAUGCUCACUUCUAUCUGGUUUCCCUCUUCGGACAACAGACAGUCAGUACAUUGUUGAAGACCACAGAGGAUGGCAUAAAAGAGAUAUCACAGGUUGUGGCUCAUGCUCUGAAUACAGUAGAAGUGUACAUCACAGAACUUCUGCAUGCCGCCGGAAUUGAUGCCAAACUUCAGAAGCUCUUCACCCCUGAAGGUGUGGUCCUUGCGGGUCAGUGGGCCUUGCUGGCUAUGCCUCGAUACUGGCUGCUGUUUGCAGGUGUAAUAGCAUUGUUUCCACUGAAAUUCAUCUUUGUCAUUGGCACAGUACUCAAGUGUGGAUACUGGCUGCUGUCUUUGGCAGUUUGCCUGUUUGCUGGUGUUAUUAGACUAGCUUUGUUUCCUCUGAAAUUCAUCUUUACCAUUGUCAAAAUAUUCAAGAAGUUCAGGAAGCUGGCAAGACCACUGAGCGAGAUAAGGAGGAAGAGAAAACAAAAAUGAGAGCAACUAAAACUAAAUAAGCAAUGGGGCUAGAGCUGGAAAACACUGAUUCAUGCUUGGAGGCUAACUGCAUUUCGUUGUCUCUGAACAUGUACACUGCACAAUGACAAUAAAGUUGAAUCUGAAUCUACAAUGGCUUAAAUUAAGCAAUCAUAUAAUUGCUGAUUCCAGUUCUUUUUUAUUUGUUUGUUUUAAUAUGAACGUCAGUUAUAAACAAAUCUUUUUUUUUAAGUGAAUUAUGAGUAUGGAUCUAGAAAUCCAAUUAAAUCAGACAACUAAAAUUAGGUAAGAUGUGCUUAAAAAGUCCAUCAAUCUUGUACACAAAAGGCUUGUGUGGCUGCAUGUUUCUGGUUUAGCCAAAGAGGAUCCACAGCUAAUAGUCAAUUCAAGACCAAGGUCAGCACGUGGAAUUGGAAUGAAAAUCUGCAGCUACACUGGCCCUUGGCAUUAAAUUAUUAAAUUAAUGUUUUAUCCAAACAGGAUUUCCAUCAGUAGCUGCACUGUAACCCAAAACAACUGUUAUCCGAGGUGCAAGCUAGGCUAGACAGGUGACAAUUUAAAGGGAAACCAGUGGUUUUUCCAGUGGGACAGUUCUUUUUAUGUCUCUGCCACUAGCUGGUGGAGGUGUUAUGUUUUUCAGGUUGUCCGUGUGUACAUCCAAUAUUCUCAUUAGCAUGAUUUCUCCAGAAUGAGAGGUUGAAUGUUGUUAGGAUUUAAGGGAAGUAAUAUUAUAAAGAGCAGAUGAACUGAUUAGAUUUUGGAACUGAUCUAGGUAUGUCAAAAUAGAGGUAAAGGUUAAUUUCACAUGCUUUUGGCUGUAUAUUGUAUUUCAGGACUGGGCACGAAAAUGAAACCGUCAUAUUAUCACAUUCUUCCUCAUAGUGUGUCAGGUUUUCCAUGGAACAUGGUUUUGUAUUCUGCUCUUAGCUGGUAAAUUCCUAGAUAAGAUCCUUUUAUUUAUCAAUCCCAAGCAUUCACAAGAAUACCUCUAAAGGAUAGCAAGCAGGCAAAGUGUAGUACACGCUACAUGUUAACUUGGGCUUUACAAAUAACAUUUUAACCUGUAAUUUACAAAUAACAAAAAGUUGUGCUUGUUUUUGGCAUUACUAAGUGAAUGUAAAGGAAAGAUAGUUAGACAUAGUCUCAGUCUUGAGGUAAAGGAAAAGUCCACCAUUAGACAUUAGACAUUACAUGCUGUAUAUUUAUAUAGAAAAAUUUGUGAAAAUGCUUGAUAAUAUUUGAGAAUAUUUGUGUUUUGUGAUUCCCAUGCUGAUUUGUUGGUUGGUGCAGUUGUCUGCCACUCUGGUGUCUCCGACAUUGCUAGUGCAGUUACAAUGACAUUUAGUAGGAGACAAAAAUGUCAGAGAUCUCAAACAUAAAGGAAAGUUUCUCUCUUAACUCCUAAAAACAAAAGAGCAAGAGCUUCAUUUCUCACUCACCAUAUUUCAAUGUAGUUCAAUAACAUAUUAUUGGAUUAUCUCCAUGACAACCCUGACAGUUGGUAUUUUCAUAGUGAUGCCCUUUAUGUGGAGUAGCUUCACAUCAUGCACAUGCAAAAUACACAGAAGAUGCAAAACUCAGACCAUAUUCUGAGAUCAGGAUCUUGGUACUUCCGUGCUGCUGGACACCAGACCGUCACACCUAUAUGUGCUUUUUGAACAUCCCAUUCCAAAGUUAGUCCCCCUUUGCUAACCUCCACUCGAUUUUGUAGCAUGGCUGUGAGUAUUUGCUCAAUCAGCCACAAGAACAUUAUCGAGGUCAGGCACUGAUUUUGGGUGAGGAGGCUUGGGGUGCAGUUAGUGUUCCAAUUUAUCCAACAGGCGUUCAGUGGGGUUGAGGUCAGGGUUCAGUACAGGCCACUUGAGUUCUUCCACUCCAUGUCAAGACAAACCUUGUCUUCAUGGAGCUCACUUAGUGCACAGUGGCAAUGUCAUGCUGUGACAGAUUUGGGCCACUUAGUUCCAGUGAAGAGAAAUCGUCAUGCUAAACAUGUAAUGCUAAGCAGAAUCCUAAACAGUUGUUAAUGACCUUUUCUAUGAGUGAUUUUUGGAACUGAAACUGGGGACAUUUCUGAAUUCUGGGCUGUAGUUAUGGGUAGCUUCUGUUAGACAACAAGCCUCCCAAAUAAAGGCUCUUGGGUAGGAGUUAAUUAAUAGCAGGGAGAAAAUAGGGCGUUGGUGGGUCAUUAGUGGAGAAAGAGUGAGAGAAAGGAAUUUAUAGGAAGGUGACAAGGAAGAAGGUGGAGCCUAAUCUUUAAUUAUACCAUAAACUUCACUGAGCACUGAUCCGAAUUUAUAGUAAUUCAUUUGAUACCCCUGCUCCAGUGUAUUCAACUUCAUCAACAAGAUCUGUCAAAGGACUUACUAAAUGUAUUUGUUGUAUCACUGCAUAACACUAAUUUCACAAAAAGAGAAACAUUCAGUUGAAAAUCAGAUGUUGGUUUAUGGUCCAUGGUUAAAAUUAGGACUUAUAAAGACUGUUGUCCUCAUGGACUAACAGAGGAAAGGUAAGGUGUCCUCGAAUCACUGCAACUCACAAAAGUAACUGAACUCUAGGCUUGUGCGAUAUAACGAUAUUAGCCUCCCUACACAAUAUUACAUAUCCAAUAUACUAUAUUCGAUAUCUGGUGAAGUUUAUCAGUGAUUAUAUUAUAUAACCAGACCUGACAACCUUUAUGCAUUGUAAGGUCCUGUGUAGGAGCUCCACAAAAACAUUAGAGUAUACUUGUAUGAAUUAUCACUCGAAAAUAAGUUUAAGUCUGUGCCUCUCAUAUAUUCUAUAUUUUUAAAAAUGUGCGUUUUAUUCCUUUUCACCUCAUUCAGGUUUUUGUAUUCCAUAGUACCCCAUGGCCAUUGUCUCAUCCUGUUUUCCCCCAUUAUUCGUACCUUUAUGUGCUGUUAAAACAUUCAGUGAAUUACAUAUGCAAUCUAGGUUCCUGAUGGGUCACAUACACGCAGUGACCGUGAAUAUUAUAAGGUCAUGAUUGUCACUCUGAACACUCUGAAUUCCAAUUCACCGACUGUGUUCAGAGUGACAAUCAUGACCUUAUAAUAUUCACGGUCUCUGCGAGUAUACUUCCCCACGUUUAUGCCAUCAACCAUAAGCACCUGGAUAUUUUUGGUAGCCACUUGAUUAUGUUUUUCUAAUAUCCAGGAUAUUUAUUGCCCACAGGCAAGCCCACAUUCAUACUAAUAUCACCAUCAAUGCUGUAGAGCUUGUCAUCUUGUAAAUUGCUUGUUAGAUGAGCCAAGUCUCUGCCUUAAUUCGGCAAAACUGUGUCGUAUAGUUGCAUUGCAUCCUGGAACUUUAAGUUUGCUGUCUCCACUACUACUGAAUUUUUCAGGUAUUUCUCUUUAUCUUAUGUUCAAUGACUGUCCUAAUAUGUAAAUAUAUGCUGAAUAGUUAUUGUGAAUGCCACUGUCACUGUUGAAUUGUAAAUAUGUGUUUCAUCGACUGCUAUGCAUCUUUUUCAGUUCCUCUUAUAACCUCUAACGUACAGACAGUUACAAAGAAAAAUUACAAGUCGCUUCAUUCCUGGUACUUGGCUGGAGUAAGGACAUGGACAGUAAGGACUAUAAUGGACAGACUGUCAUGCACCAAGCUGCUAGGGCACUGUUUGCCAACUGUUUUCACCAAAUACUUCCUCACUAAGCAGGCAUGUCUGCAGCAGAAACCAGAGAAUGCACCAACACUCUUAUUUUCAUUCUGAUUAUUUGUCUUUCCACAUUUCAUUCAACACCUUAAGCACCUGAAUUGUACAUUAGUUUAUUUUGAGAGGUCAGCAGCUACUUCAGAUGCACAUUUGUGACAGUUCUCAAGCUGUUUUGUUUUUUUUAUUGACUGGUUUCUAUUGUUAAUCAGUAAAAAUGUGUUGCAUUUAUCUGUCUUGAAGUCCAUCUUGGCAUCAUUAUAUCAAGUCUGUAUUUAUCUGUAUCGUUAUCAGGAGAGACCCAUAUGCUAAAAAAGGAUAGACAAGAUAAAAUCUGUCAAAAAUGGUCUAAGUAAUAUGUGACCUUUGGCUCCAAUAGCACAAAAAGCAGUUCUUUUAAGGUUGCACUGGUUACGCUUGCACCUUUCUUCAUUGCAAACAUUACAGAGCAAAGCGCCUAGAAUUUAGUUUUAUUUUUUAUUUUAUGAUGCCUAUGUAAAACAGCCACUGUGCUGAGAUUAAGACGCAUACAGUUUCUGAUACAGGCCAAUGUCUUCAUUGUGAUUGGUUGAUCAGGGAUCAAGCAUUUUUAAUUUUAUAAAGGCAUACAAUUUUAUUGGUUUAAACCAAAAACAAUUUGAUGUCCACUUCAACAGAGUGCUGCAGUAAUGAGUUAUAACACCCGGAAAUUAGCAUUUUGGCACUUCCGGUUCCAUUGUCCCAGUCUUUUGAAUGGGUUUUUGGUUAAAUGCAUGUUGGUUAAAUGCAAUGUCUGUGGUUCAACACAAGCACAAAAUAUUUCACGUUUCAUUCUACGACAUAAAAUACACCAGUAAUAUCCCACUCGUGAUUUUUUUUAAGCUUUUACGUGUCGGGGUCAUUAAAUGUCAUCAGGCCGAACAGGAAAAGUCAUCUACUACAGCCUCGUUGUGUUUAUACUCGCCCUCUUGCAAACUUGUAGCUUUAUCCAUUUAUAGUAUUUUCCAAUUGUAGUGUUUUUUAAAUAAAGCUUGAAAGAGUUGUCGGAAGCCUAGUGGUGGUUAGUCAUGCGACCAUGUUGUAGUUGGUUUAUAGCAAAAUUUUAGCUGAUUGUAUUACGCUUCAAAAUUCAUGAAAGUUGUGUUCCUUUGUGGAGAUUAUCUUGAUGAACAAAACGUGUAAGAAUCAUAAGCUUUUGUUGGUCACAUAGUUUAUUUUCUUUGAUAAUCCAAAAGCUUUUUAUUAUUAAAUUUUUUUUUGUUUGUUUGUUUGUUUGUUGUUGUUGUUGUUGUUUUUGUUUUUUGUCGAGGGAACCGGGGUGACGCAAACUUCUGGGCUGGCCUACAAUAAUACUUCAUCCCUGUAGGAUUGACGACUUCCACGUUAGUGUCCCACACUCGAGAAGGGGACACCUCUCUCUCUCUUAAUGCCGAGAUAAAGUCCAUCUCUACAGCGGGGAAUUAUUACAUUUAUGAUGGCAAAGAUGCCAACGUGCAUGUAACACCAGUCCCAUGCACAAAGCGUCAGAUUUUCUCACAAUAAAAUUACAUCGUGAGAAAACAGCUUUUGUUAGAUCGAGAUCACGAGAAAACAACUUAA